Salmo salar (Atlantic salmon) is the source of this 4598-nucleotide messenger RNA. RefSeq names its product inositol-trisphosphate 3-kinase C. Gene Ontology annotation, molecular function: inositol hexakisphosphate kinase activity. The record is from RefSeq and is a predicted model, not a curated record. Gene Ontology annotation, cellular component: nucleus; cytoplasm. NCBI's taxonomy places the organism in Eukaryota, Metazoa, Chordata, Actinopteri, Salmoniformes, Salmonidae. Gene Ontology annotation, biological process: inositol phosphate biosynthetic process; phosphatidylinositol phosphate biosynthetic process.
UGCUCAGUGAGCAAGUAUUUUGACAUGUUCUUCCUCUAUCAGUUGAACACACACACAGCAAACCAAUAAGCUGCAUUCACAUCCCCUCCACAUGCAGAUAUAGAUAGAUAUCACACUAAGACUCUUGUUCCCAGCCUAACAAGCAAGGAUAAACAACAGGUUAUUGGCAGAACACUUGACUGAUGAUAUGGAACAUUCAAGCAUGUUCCUGUAACUGUCAUUCAUCAUUGGCAACAAUGAGUGUAGCACGUGACUCGUGUUACUUUGUAGCACAGUGCGAAUUGUUUCAAAUGUGAUACAUCUUGGAAGGUGUGACUUGCGCGCUACUACUACCGUGUACAGAAUGGGCCAAACGUGCCGUGGUCUCUCGUACUCCACCGCCGCUCCAGGCAAAGCGAAGUGGAAACCAACCGAAACAUCCAAACGACUCCCUAUUCGCAGAUGUACCAGCGAGGAGCGAAGGUGUGACCGGUUUUACAGGAAUCGGAGGAAAACGAAGCAGUUGCCUUCGCCAAGCACAGGUCAACCAGAGGUAGGGCUGGUAAUCGGAUCAGGAAAUUCGGAAACCCUUCGUGGUCACGGACGGGGGAAGUUGUUGAGAGGCCAGACUGAGUCGGGGGUAGUGGACCACACCACCCCGGUCGCCGAAUAUCCAUCUGGAAUUAAUUAUGAACAUAUACAGGCUCUCGACUGUGACGCUGUGAGCAAGGGAGCGGUCGACUCGUCCUUCGAUGCGACGGGCUUGGAAACACGGGCCAGAGGAUUCGACAGAACCCGCUGCGCAGUUACGCAGCGCAGCGGCCCAGAAACAACGGGAGAAGACCAUGUCUGGAAUGCCCCGGCUAGGGCCAUGGAAAACCAGCCAUUCGGAUUUGAUAAACAGGGUGGGGUUGCUUCGGAGGUCAGGGGGGUAUCGGGGGCUGUACAACCGGAUGGUUCAGUCCAUUGGCGCACAUCUGACAAGGAGAAUUUAAGACGGACCCUGGCAUCACUGAGCUUGCGUUUGGACGAACCUCUCACAAACGGCGUGUCAGAACCGAUACGGUAUGAUAUACCCCACACAGAGGUAGAAAUGACCAAAUCUAACUUUCUCACUGCUUCCCGUGAGCCCGAAGCUGUCAGGAAAAAUGAUCAAAACAGUUGUUCAUUUGAGUCGGGGAACCAGGAGGACCCGUCGACCAACUCUCCAACACAGCCACACGGACAGGUCCAAAGUCCACUAGGUAGCCAAAGUUUCCCCGGUACUAUCCCAAAGCUUAUUAUAACCAGAGAUCUAAGCCCCAGUCUGACCCAGGAAACACUAGAUCCAAGGACCAUGGGACUCGGAGUCGGUGGAUCAUCGCUGGGACCACACGCCGAUGAGUCCCCAUGCUCGGACAGUGGCUGCGGAGGCUCCCCGGCGCUAAUGCGCUUUCACAGAAAGCUCUCCAACUCGUCCUCCGCCGGCUGCUUGUCCUCCGCCUCGUCCUUUGAGGAGUCCGAGGAUGACUUCACCGGCAGCGACAUCGAGCCCAGCCUGUCCCCAGUCAUAUGCAACACGCUGGGCAGCCCAGACGAAGGCUCGGGGACCAAGCAGUGGCAGAAGCUGAAAACUAUGGUGCACUGGUCUCCCUUCGUUGUGUCCUUUAAGAAGCGCUAUCCCUGGGUGCAGCUCGCCGGCCACGCAGGUAACUUCCAUGCGGGGGAGUAUGGGCGUUUGUUGAAGCGUUACUGUGAGUGUGAGCAGCUGUGCCUGUCGAAGCUGAUGGGGGACACACUGCGGCCCUAUGUCCCUGGCUACUACGGCGUGGUGCAGAGGGACGAACAGGACUACAACCUAAUGGACGACCUCCUGGCUGACUUUGACUCUCCCUCCAUCAUGGAUUGCAAGAUGGGCAGCAGGACUUACCUGGAGGAGGAGCUACUGAAGGCCAGGGAGCAUCCGCGGCUCCGCAGGGACAUGUAUGAGAAGAUGGUGGCCGUGGACCCCGGGGCCCCUACGGAUCAGGAGAGAGCCCAACAAGGCAUCCUGAAGCCCAGAUACAUGCAAUGGAGAGAAACCCUCAGCUCCACUGCCACCCUGGGCUUCCGUAUCGAGGGCAUCAAGAGAGCAGACGGGACGUGUAACACCAACUUUAAGAAGACCAAACACAGGGAGCAGGUCAUGCAGGCCCUGGGAGACUUUGUGGAUGGGAACAUUCAGAUCCUGAAAGUCUACCUGCAACGUCUGAAGGAGCUGCGAUCCGUGCUGGAGAAAUCACAGUUCUUCAGAACACAUGAGGUGGUGGGCAGCUCCCUGCUGUUUGUGCAUGAUGCGUCGGGGCAGGCCCGUGUGUGGAUGAUAGACUUUGGGAAGACUGUGCCCCUGCCUGACCUCCUCACCCUGGACCACCGGACCCCCUGGAUGGAGGGCAACCACGAGGAUGGCUACCUGUGGGGUCUGGACAAUCUCAUAGACAUCCUCAGUACCAUGCUCCCCCCCAGCCCUUGAGAGAGAGAGAGAGAGAGAACACUCUCAUCUUUGUCAGAGCAGAGGAUGUCGUUGGGGUCGAACAGAUGGAACUGGUCAUUACCCAAAGUAGAUGUGAGACUGGAGAGAUGGAAAAGACGAUGACCGUGAAAGAGAGCGAGGGAGCACAUGGAGCAGGGUGGACAGAGUGAGGAACCAGUGGUGUGUCAUCCCUUCUCUCAUUAUAAGAGCUAUGACGUCAACUAUCACUGCCACACACACACACUACCUGCAUAUUAUCACAAGUAUGAUGAUAAUGUACUGAACUUUUCCAAUGAGAUAUAUCCUCCUCAAGUGACCUUAGAGGAGCAAUGUUUUAUUUUCACUAUGGACCACUUGACUUUAUGCUUUUAAAACUAUUUUAUAUAUAUGUCAACACUAGAAACACUGGAAAAACAUGUAUAUUUUCAACUUUAUCCGGUGCUCAGCCUUUUAAUGUAAAUACAGUUCUAUUUAAUUUGUUUGGCUUCACAAAUAGCCUCUUUACUCUUUGUACUUUUUUUCUGUGCCUAGAUAGGUUUUUUUGUGUUUUUUUUUUAUCAUUCCAAAGUUUGCUGGAGAGUUAACCCAAAGUAUGAACUGAUGUGUGUAACAUAUUUUUUUCUAAGUUGGUUUGACCCAUGGUGAAAACUGGAAGCUGUUGUUGAUUAGUCUGACCUGCGUAUUGGCGGAGUUGACCCAGCAGAUAAAUUAACAGUGAUUCCCAACCAGGGGUACUAGGACCCCUGGGGGUACUUGGUCCAUCCACAGGGGGUACUUGAGAAGACUCAGGAGACCAUAGGACUACUGGUAAAAUGCACACGAGGGGGUACUUCAGGGGUACUCUGGGCAGAGCAACAUUCAGUUGGUGGUACGGUAACACGAAAAAGGUUGGGAACCACUGAACUAAUAGAUAAGAUAAAUGUUUUUUCUUCUUUAAUUUCCCUCCUAGUGGGCACAUGCCUUGGUGGUCACGAUAACUAGACUGUAUUGCACAAAUGGGUACCUCACAAAAGCCACUGAACAAAACUAGCCCUGCCUGUGUGUCCCUGAAUAUGGAUUCGGUCUGGUGUCCCAGGUUCUUUUAUAAGCAAACCAUUUCCCGGUGAAUGUCAGUUGACUCAUCUGUAUAAUUGUGAUCAUUACUCCUUUAGUUCAAUGAUACUUACUUUUUCUGGGAUGGGUAACGAUUGGCCUGACAACUGAAAUUACUAGUUGAACAAGUCACCUGAAACUGGAAUGAAUGAGCUACUGAUUCUUAUGACACGUUCAUCCACACAUCAGACUUUAAUGUGAAUCUGAUUUAAUAUAGAAUGAUUGAGAUCAAAGAUGACAUUGUGGUGACUAUUUUUUUCUAAUUGAAGGAGGAUUCUGAAUCUGCCCUUCUUUUGGUACACUUUUUCUUGAGAUAAUGUUGGUUUAACACUACCAUUCCUCUAAGUUUAGAUAUAAAUAUGCAAACACAAACGACAGUGACAGUCGUCAGUUUUUAAUGCGUUUCUGCUGAUGACCGUAUUUGACACCUUUUCUGAACGGUGUCAGGUCUUGUGUCUCUGGAUUUGUAGAUCUGUCAGCCAACAUUCCCAUCCAAGUCUUACUCCAUAUUUUUCAACAGUCAGACAACAGUGUUUGUGUAUUUGUGGUGUGAGCAGAUUUCUCUAGCUAGGAAAUAGAGGGGUUCUGUGUGUGACUGACUGAUAUGUUGAUGUCAGCAUUGACAUCAUGGAACUGGAAUCCUGUUUCUACUGUUGACAUCUCUCAAAUAUUCCACACCAUAAAAGUACACAUUUUGGGAGUAUAUAUUCUGGAACAAUGUAUUGUUUACAAAGUCUAUCUUAAGUACCAUGUAUCCUCUUCUUUAUCUUAACCUGACAGUUACCAGCUUUCAGACUGCUUGGGUUGUGUGUGGCUGAGAGCUGGACUGUGUAUUAGGGUAGGUCUACGAUGUAUAUUUUAUCGUUUGGAUAAGUCUUUCCUCUGUGCUGUACUUCAGGAGACAGUGCAUUACAAGAUGCUGGGGGACACAACUAUGAAUGUUAAGAGGAUUGAGACUGGUCCUUGCUCUCUUUGUCUAGAAUACCAUGGAUUGCAAUAAACUGGAACUAAAAGCUCAAGUCUUUCUAAUCUGAAA